CCUCUAAAUUCUGCUCAUUCCGUUCUUCUCCUUCACUCUUCAUCUUCAUCUUCAUCUUCAUCUGUGCUUUUGCCCUCUAAUCUCUGCAAGCUUCUCUUCUCAGGUCAUAUCCGACUAGAAGAGUGCGGCGUUCAGAGGGAAUCGAAUCGUUUCCGCAGCUGUAGGUGAGGGAUGAAGUACGUUUUGGUAACGGGGGGAGUGGUUAGUGGGUUGGGGAAGGGGGUGACGGCGAGCAGCAUUGGGGUUCUGCUUCAGGCUUGCGGUCUUAGAGUCACCUCCAUUAAGAUUGAUCCUUACCUUAAUACUGAUGCGGGGACGAUGUCUCCUUUGGAGCAUGGAGAAGUUUUUGUUUUAGAUGAUGGUGGUGAGGUAAUUAUGAGAGGUUUCUUGACAUCAAACUAACUCGCGAUAACAACAUUACAACCGGAAA
Messenger RNA from Phalaenopsis equestris, 430 nucleotides. RefSeq names its product CTP synthase 1-like. The transcript is spliced from 3 exons. The coding region runs from base 172 to 402 and encodes 76 amino acids. Gene Ontology annotation, molecular function: identical protein binding; CTP synthase activity. NCBI's taxonomy places the organism in Eukaryota, Viridiplantae, Streptophyta, Magnoliopsida, Asparagales, Orchidaceae. Gene Ontology annotation, biological process: pyrimidine nucleobase biosynthetic process; CTP biosynthetic process. The record is from RefSeq and is a predicted model, not a curated record.